AUGGCUACUACUGCUACCACCACCCCUACUCUUCAAACCCUUUUCUUCUUUUUCCUCUUAUCCCUCUUCACUCUCUCCGAAGCCCGACGAGAAUCUGCCGCUCCAGACUCUCUACCCCUUCCUAUCUGGAAAGAUGAAAGCACUCUCCAGUAUAUAACCCACCACAUUGCUCAAGGUACUCCACCUAUCUCCCUCAAGCUGGUUCUAGAUGUUGGAGGUCCUUUCUUAUGGCUUGACUGCCACUCCACCUUCGUCUCCCAAUCCUACUUCCCUGUCCGGUGCCGUUCCAUCCAAUGCUCUGCCGCCAGAACUACCGGAGGUGGGUUCUGCAACUGCAACAACAGCAACAACAACAACAAAGACGAUGAAAUCUGUCAUUUAUAUCCACAAAACCCCAUAUCCCACAAGGCAUCAGCUGGGGAGCUUGUGGAAGAUAUCCUUCACUUCACAUACCCAUCCAACGCUAGCGCCCACACAAGAUUCCUCUUCUCUUGUGCCCCAAAUUUGUUAUUGAGUAGCCUGGCCAGCGGCGCCCAAGGAAUGUUAGGCCUUGGAAGUAACCGAAUCUCACUUCCAUCGCAAAUUGCUGCAGUCUUUGACUUCCACCGGAAAUUCGCCAUCUGCUUGCCGCCUUCCUCUUCACAAGGUGUUAUUUUUUUCGGUGAUGGGCCGUACAUGUUGCAAUCUGACAUGGAUGCCUCAAAGUAUCUGAUGUACACUCCACUGAUCACGGCAAAUUCUAAUGAACGGAGAGUUGCAGGUCCAGAUCCCUCCGCCGAUUACUUCAUCGGAGUGAAAUCGAUCACGAUCAAUGGAAAAUCUGUACAGUUGAAUUCAUCUUUGCUAUCGAUAGAUGGAGAAGGCAGAGGAGGAACAAAGAUAAGCACAGCUGUCCCAUACACCACAAUUGAAACAUCUAUCUUUGUUGCUGUCACAAAAUCUUUCAGUGAAGCAGCGAUCAACAACUUUAAUAUGACUCGAGUAGCACCUGUACCACCUUUUCAGGAGUGCUUCAGCUCAAAAAACAUUGUUAGUGCCAGAACAGGGCCGGUAGUGCCGACCAUUGAUCUGGUGUUGCAGAGUGAGAUGGUGUAUUGGAGAAUUUGGGGCUCAAAUUCAAUGGUGAGGGUAAAGGAGGAUGUGUUUUGCUUGGCUAUGCUGGACGGGGGAUGGAGACCCAUUAACUCGAUCGUAGUUGGGGGAUAUCAGUUGGAGAAUAAUCUUUUACAGUUUGAUCUUGCCAGUUCUAGAUUAGGCUUCUCUUCCUCACUAUUGACCAGACAAACAACUUGCUCUCCCUCUCCUGGAGGAUCCUCAUAUCAAAGAUAAUUUUCUUCUUCUUCUUCUUG
This is a messenger RNA of Telopea speciosissima, 1349 nucleotides long. Its product is annotated as probable aspartic proteinase GIP2. Bases 1 to 1329 code for a protein of 442 amino acids. The transcript has a single exon. Gene Ontology annotation, molecular function: aspartic-type endopeptidase activity. Lineage: Eukaryota; Viridiplantae; Streptophyta; Magnoliopsida; Proteales; Proteaceae. Gene Ontology annotation, biological process: proteolysis. The record is from RefSeq and is a predicted model, not a curated record.